ACCUCACAUUUUUAUAAAUCUGCCCAAAAUGUGGGCAGGACGGAGGUUUGAUGACACUUGUAGUGAGGAACAUAGGAGGCAAAGCUCAAUUCCAUGUGCUUAGGGGUCAGAUCCCAUAACUCAGAUAGACUUUGGCUGAGAAUGUCCUAAAAUUAUUUAUGCAGUAGCGCCAAGCUUUAUAUUUACCUCACUGACACAUCCCACAAACAGUCUGUUGUUGCUGCUGCUGGGAGCCCAGAACUAUGGGACUAUGGGACAUCUGAAGUGUAACAACUGACUCUACUUCUUGUGUCCCAGCUGCUGCUGCUCUUCCCGGACUAGAUCUCAGCCUCUCUAGCACAAGAGUUACUUCUCCAUUUCCCCUCACAGCUCCAGCAAAUUCCAUUAAACCCUUGUUCUUACACAGCAGUAAACUGGCUGCUUCAUGCAACUGUGGUGCCCAGUGUGGGUGAUGUUUGCCUCUUAAAGGCAUAGGCACGUAAUGCACUCACUCGCCUCAUAUCAACUUCCCAGUCACCAUUUUGCAUAGAGGGUUUGUAUGUAAAGAGGAAUCCAUCUCAUAACGACACCAAUCAGCAUGGAGGCCACCAACCCCUAUGUGACCGUGCAAGCACCCAGUGAAAGGGAGCAGGUAGGAGCGGCUGAGCUCCCAGUCCCCACUUGCCCUAUUUCAGAGCCCUCUGCGGGGUUGAUAUGUGAAGGCACCCAGUGGUUGAGCAAGCAGAGGUCGCUGCGUGUGGUCUAUGUACUGAAUGACAGCCCAAAGUCAGCCAUGGGGGGCAGCCCGGAGUCUGGGGCGCUGCAUUGCCUGCGUCGAGCCUGUGAGGGAGAAGGGGCGCAUCUCAGUAUCGUCAACUUUGGGGAGCUGGACUUUGGGGAAACUGCUGUUCUGGACACCUUCUAUGAUGCAGCUUUCACAUGGGGGCCCACAGAUCCCGUUAGCCAAAAACCUAUUUCUCUGUGAUAGAGUAUUGCGCGGGUCCAUUUUUUGGAACCCGUACCCGAAAUCCGCAACGCGCAUUCUUAAACGCAAGUGCCUUAUCCGCAACCCGGACCCGCUGACCAUCAAGAAUCAGGAAGUGCUGUCAUUGUAAUUCCCAGACUGAAGGAAAAAAUUAUUCAAAUAAUUUAUAUAGUGUAAUUAAAGUUAAUUUUGCUUGACUAAUGUGAUAAAAUAGGAUUUUGAAUAUUUUUUUUGGGUGACGGGUCCCCUUUAACAACGCUUCCAACCAAAAGGAAGACAGUGCAUGUGAAUAGCACAGAAGGUCUUCAUAGAGCCUAUUCACAAAAGCUCCCUAAAAAAAUUCAAAUUGAGGAAACUACAGAGCACUCUACACUUUUCUUUGUGAUCCAAUGCCGCAUCAUUCUGUAACAGCUAUUCAUUGCAUUACCAAGACAAUACUAAGAACAAAGAAAAUAGUGGUCUAUUGCCAAGCGAUGUGGUUUUGUUGAGAAUCAAACUGCAACAAAAUCCUACAUUAACACUUCCCUAUGUAGUCAUUCAAAUUUAAUUCAUCUUUCCCAAACAUGUUUUUGUUUUUGAAACAAAUAAAAAAACUAAAGGACUACAUCCUAAAAAUGAAUAUGGCUAGAAAUGCCAUAUGUUUUAUACUGAACCAGCUUAAAGGUUCAGCAUCUCUAUAUAGCAAUGAUCCAGGCCUUUGAAGUUGUCACAGGAGCUUCUCAUCUUGGAUUAUCUGUGACACGCACAUGCUCAGUGGGCUCUGAACAGCUGAUGAGAAGCUAAGCUUACAGCAAAUCAUUAAGUAGUAAAUGGAAUAUGCCUGUCGUAAUAUGGUGCUACUGGGCUGAUUAUUACAUUUUGAUGUUAAUUGUGCUUGUUUUGGAGCUGCCAGGUACCAAUAAUCUGAUUAACUAAUCAGCCUUAUAUUGUGACAUUUCUAUUCUAUGUGUGCUGUAUAUUUUGAGUCAGUCCCUAAACUCAGUAAGUGACAGCAGCAGAGCAUGUGCAGUGAAUCAACAGAAAAGAAGAUGGGGAGCUACUGGGGCAUCUUUGGAGACACAGAUCUUUACUGCUGAAGGGCUGUGGUUGCCUUGGGCUGGAAAAGAACCCCAAUACAUAAUGGGCAAUAUUUCUGCCCUACUUCUUUAGUUAAGCUUUAGUUCUUUAAAAAUAAAAAGACCACUUAAAUUUUUUCGUAGUUUUCCUCUUAUGUGACAUAACCUUUUCACUCCAUCAAAACACAUGGCUUCUAGUCUGCCAUUUGCCAACAUCUUGAUUACUUGAGCAUAUUCUGAAAGAAGGAAAAUAAAAUAUUUUAUUCUUG
Messenger RNA from Xenopus laevis (African clawed frog), 2288 nucleotides. RefSeq names its product mitogen-activated protein kinase kinase kinase 15-like. Lineage: Eukaryota; Metazoa; Chordata; Amphibia; Anura; Pipidae. The coding region runs from base 578 to 964 and encodes 128 amino acids. The transcript has 2 exons. The record is from RefSeq and is a predicted model, not a curated record.